Molecule: messenger RNA, 3936 nt
Organism: Myotis brandtii (Brandt's bat)
Lineage: Eukaryota; Metazoa; Chordata; Mammalia; Chiroptera; Vespertilionidae
Gene: LVRN
Product: laeverin
Exons: 20
Coding region: 4-2415 (803 amino acids)
Biological process (GO): proteolysis; peptide catabolic process
Cellular component (GO): cytoplasm
Molecular function (GO): metalloaminopeptidase activity; zinc ion binding; peptide binding
Source: RefSeq, a predicted model, not a curated record
UACAUGGUGCUGGAGCUCCGCGAGGCCCUGCAGCCCGGGAGCCUCUAUGAGCUGCAGCUCAGCUUUUCGGGCCCCGUGUACCAGGACUUUAGGGAGGGACUCUUCAUCAACCUCUACACGGACCAGGGUGAGCGCAGGGCCCUGUUAGCAUCUCAGAUGGAACCAACAUUUGCCAGGAAUGUCUUCCCUUGUUUUGAUGAACCAGCUCUGAAAGCAACUUUUAAUAUUACAAUUAUUCAUCAUCCGAGUUAUGUGGCUCUCUCCAACAUGCCAAAGCUACGUCAGUCUGAAAAAGAUGUGAAUGGAAGCAAAUGGACAGUUACCACCUUUCAUACCACACCCCGCAUGCCAACUUAUUUAGCUGCAUUUGUCAUAUGUGACUAUGACCAUGUCAACAGAACUGAAAGGGGCAAAGAGAUACGCAUCUGGGCUCGGAAAGACGCCAUUGCAAAUGGAAAUGCAGACUUUGCUUUGAACAUCACAGGCCCCAUCUUCUCUUUUCUGGAAGAUUUAUUUAAUAUUAGUUACCCUCUUCCAAAAACAGAUAUGAUUGCCUUGCCUACUUUUGACAACCGUGCAAUGGAAAAUUGGGGAUUACUGAUAUUUGAUGAGUCAUUAUUGUUGCUGAAACCAGAUGAGCAACUAACAGAAAAAAAGACGGUGAUCUCUCACAUUGUCUCCCACGAGAUUGGGCAUCAGUGGUUUGGAAACUUGGUUACCAUGAGUUGGUGGAACAAUAUCUGGCUCAAUGAAGGAUUUGCAUCUCAUUUUGAGUUUGGAGUAGUUAAUUACUUCAAUCCUAAACUCUCAGGAAAUGAAGUGUUUUUUUCUAACCUUUUACAUGAUGUUCUCAGAGAAGAUCACUCCCUGGUGUCACGAGCUGUAUCCAUGAAGGUGGAAAAUUUCACAGAAAUUAAUGAAAUAAGUGAGCUCUUUGACAUAUUUACUUACAAUAAGGGAGCGUCUAUGGUCCGGAUGCUUUCUAGUUUCCUGAGUGAGAAUUUAUUUAUCAGCGCACUUAAGUCAUAUUUGGAGACAUUUUCUUACUCGAAUGCUAAGCAAGAUGAUCUCUGGAGGCAUUUUCAAAUGGCCAUAGAUGACCAGAAUAAAAUUGUUUUGCCAGCAACAGUAAAAAGUAUAAUGGACAGUUGGACCUACCAGAGUGGUUUUCCAGUUAUCACCUUAAAUGUAUCUACUGGCGUCAUGAAACAGGAGCCAUUUUAUCUUGGAAAGGUUAAAAAUCAGACUCUUCCAACCCACAAUGACACAUGGAUUGUACCUGUUCUUUGGAUGAAAAAUGGAACUACACAAUCUUUAGUCUGGCUAGAUAAAAGCAGCAAAUUAUUCCCUGAAAUGCAAGUUUCAAAUUUUGAUCAUGACUGGGUGAUUUUAAAUUUGAAUAUGACUGGAUAUUACAGAGUUAACUAUGAUAAAUUAGGCUGGAAGAAAUUAAAUCAACAGCUUGAAAAAGAUCACAAGGCUAUUCCUGUUAUUCACAGACUGCAGUUGAUUGAUGAUGCCUUUUCCUUGUCUAAAAACAAUUAUAUUGAGAUUGAAACAGCACUUGAUUUAACCAAGUACCUUGCUGAAGAAGAUGAAAUCAUAGUAUGGCAUACAGUCUUGGUGAACCUGCUACCCAGCAAUUUUGUUUCUGAUGUGGGCAACUAUGAUACAUACACAUUAUUAAAGAAGUAUCUAUUAAAGAGACUGACCUCAAUAUGGAAUCAUUAUUCAACUAUAAUUCGUGAAAAUGUGACAGCAUUGCAAGAUGACUAUUUAGCUUUAAUAUCGCUGGAAAAACUUUUUGCGAGUGUGUGUUUCUUGGGCCUUGAGGACUGUCUUCAGCUGUCAAGAGAACUCUUCAAAAACUGGAUGGACAAUCCAGAGAAUGAAAUACCUUAUCCAAUUAAAACUGUGAUUUUAUGUUACGGCAUUGCCUCGGGAAGUGAUAAAGAGUGGGAUUUUUUGUUAAAUAUCUACGCCAAUAACACAAAUGAAGAAGAAAGGAAUCAACUUGCUUAUGCAAUGAGCUGCAGUAAAGACCCAUGGAUACUUACCAGAUAUAUGGAAUAUGCCAUCACUACAUAUUCAUUCAAUUUUAAUGAAACAAAUAUAAUUGAAGUUGUGGCAGCAUUUGAUGUUGGCCGAUAUGUCGCAAAAGACUUUUUAGUCAACAAUUGGCAAGCUGUGAGUGAAAGGUAUGGAAUACACUCGUUGGUUACUAUAAUGUAUUUAAUAGGGAGAACCAUAAGUACAGAUUUACAGGUCAUGGAGCUGCAGCAGUUUUUCAGCCCCAUGUUGGAGGAGCACCAGAGGCUCGAAGUUCAUGCCAAAUUACAGGCAAUAAAGAACGAAAAUCUGACAAACAAAAACCGAAGUGCCAGGAUAGCUGCAUGGCUACGGAAAAACACAUAACUUAGUGGCCACUUUUGGCAUUUCCCCUUGUAUAUUAUACUGUAGUUUGCGGACUGUUUUGUCUUCCAAUACUUUGUGAGUCUAGAAAACCACAUGUUUUGUUAUUUGUAUUUCAGUCACAUUUAUUACUCAGCAUCCUGUUCCUCCCUUGUCGUCACGCUGUCUCUGAGCUCACUGAUUGCUGAGGAGUUUUCCAGCACUGCUGUGUUUUGGGGGAAGAUUUCAUUUCAAGUUGGGCUAUAAAACCACAAAAUUUACUUUAAAUGCCUUGUAAAAAACAAAUUUACCUUAGAAAGUCUUGCUUAUUCUGUUGUGAAGGCCAGUAGAAUAUUAAAUCAUUGGCUAAAUGAGUACAUUCUUUUCUGAAAGAAAUACAGAUUUGCAAUACUCUAGGGUUUAUUUAGUUCAACUAGAGGCCCGGUGCAUGAAAUUCAUGCACGGGGGAGGGGUGUCCCUCAGCCCGGCCUGCAACGACACCAUCGUCCCUCGCCCUAGCCCGAGGACCCUCCCCUCCCUUCCCUCCACACAGCCGGGGCGCAGAUGCUGGGCUCACGUUGCCGGGGCGACACCGCCAGCAUCCCGCCCCUGCCACUAAGGGUGCCACCAUCUUUGUGGCGGAGUGAUGCUUAAUUUACAUAUUACUCUUUUAUUAGAUAGGGUAUUUAAAAGAAUAAUGAGCAAGUAACACAACAGUGUAAAGAAGGAGAACCAGAAGAAUAACACCCUCUAGAAAUCAGAAAAGCAAGUUUUAAAAAGAAGGAACAGGCAAUUUUAUGAGCCAUGUGAUCUGCCCUAAAAGCAGGAAAUGUGUCUUGUGCCUCUUUCUCUCUCCCCAGAGUACCUAGGCAUUGUGCCACACUUUACUUACUGGCUACUGAAUGUAUGAUGUCACAAAAAGACCCAGGAUCACAGGAUCCUAAAGUACCUUUAGGCUUGCUGUGUGGAGGCCAGAUUGGAGAGGAAGGCUCUGCCUUGAAGCUCUUGACUGUAUUUUCCUGUGGGAAUGGAUAUUCUUUUAGCCAAAGUUUAUGAGCAAAAAUAAUAUGUCAACAGACAAUAGCAAUUAUGGGCUAAUCUUCAGCACAAAGGGAGAUGGUCAAAUAAAGAGAAAUGAAACUAACAGGCUAACCAGAAUAUACUCUUCACAGCUUUGCACUCAGGGGAUUAGUUUGAAAUGUGGUUUCAUUUGGCCAAAUUCAAACUACUUAUAGUUUGGACAACUUUAAACAUUUUCAUCAGUCACAAUGUAUGGAAUUAGAUUAGUUUUAUUAUCCCUGAUAAAACCAGGACAGCUAAGGCCUACUUUAGAGUUUGUGUAUAUCUGAUUUAAUACUGUGCUUUAAUUUUGAUUUUGUAGAAUGGGGAUUAAACUACAAAUCUCCUAUCUACCUCAGAGCGAUAUUGUAAAAACUAAGGAAUAUGUCAAUGAAAGGUCUUUAAAUAUCUAGAGUAAUAAAAGUGUAAUAUGCUAAUUAGAUCAGAUGUCCUUCCGGACGACCUUCCAGACAAAGCCGUGGUGGC